Morone saxatilis (striped sea-bass) is the source of this 1108-nucleotide messenger RNA. It is a transcript of the gene hscb, whose product is annotated as HscB mitochondrial iron-sulfur cluster cochaperone. The transcript is spliced from 6 exons. Gene Ontology annotation, biological process: protein complex oligomerization; [2Fe-2S] cluster assembly. Gene Ontology annotation, molecular function: protein-folding chaperone binding; ATPase activator activity. The record is from RefSeq and is a predicted model, not a curated record. Bases 132 to 947 code for a protein of 271 amino acids. NCBI's taxonomy places the organism in Eukaryota, Metazoa, Chordata, Actinopteri, Moronidae. Gene Ontology annotation, cellular component: mitochondrion.
AAACAUAGAGGAAGAGAGCUCUUCCUCUGCCUUUCUGGAGGAGAGGUGUUCAUGUUUUUACUGUAAGGAGAAGAGCCUGUGUUUUGGAUUGAUCCCACGACAGCGUCAAAUAGUGUGUUUUAGCUUCAGAGAUGUUGUCAUUGAGCUAUUUGCGGAUUGUGUGCUCACCUCGGGCACUGCUGACGAACCGACUCUGUGUUUAUGAAGCUUUUACAUGUUCAGCACAUUGUAUGUCUACCUGCUUCCCCAAGAAGGACAUAUGGCACAGCAACACGAACUUGGGAAAGGAAAGAAAGAUUAUUUACUACACAGAUCGAGUCAGUUCACCCAGGUACUACUGCACAGGUCAAGUCAAAGUGAGCUGCUGGAAUUGCAAACAGCCUCUGGGCAAAACACCUGCAUUUUUCUGCAUGUCAUGCAAAGUAGUCCAGCCCCCUGAUGAAGGGACAUCCUACUUUAAAAUUAUGGAUUGUGACUGCACAUUCACACUGGACACACAAAAGCUGCAGAAAAGAUACUUGCAGCUCCAGCGCUCUCUACAUCCAGACAACUUCAGCCAGAAAUCUGUGAGAGAACAGGAAUAUUCAGAAAUCCAGUCGGCUCUUGUGAACAAAGCAUACAGGACUCUGCUUAAGCCUUUGAGUCGUGGUCUUUAUAUGCUGGAGCUGAAGGGGAUGCGUAUAGAAGAGGGUACUGACUCCAGGGCUGAUUCUGAGUUUCUAAUGGAGCUAAUGGAGAUCAACGAAGCCCUUGAUGAAGCACAUACUCCAGAAGAAGCCAAUAAGAUCGGCAGAGACACAAAAGGGAAACUGACAGACUUGACAAAGGAGAUAGACGCUGCCCUGCUUAAAGGAGAGCUUCAAACUGCCAAAGCACUGCUUGCCCAAAUGAAAUACUAUGCAAACAUUCAGGAGAAAGUGAAAGAAAAACUUUCUGAAUUCAUGUAAUUUCUCCCCUAUUAAGUGUUCCUUUAUUUUUUUUAAAAAUUUAGUCACUUUUAAAAAGUUUUGUACAGAAGCACACAAAUUAUUGUACAUUUAUCUUGGGAUUAUGUAAAUUUAUUGUUCAAUUUGAAUAAUAAAAAAACUUACUUGUAAUGCAUAAUACA